Molecule: messenger RNA, 3629 nt
Organism: Folsomia candida
Lineage: Eukaryota; Metazoa; Arthropoda; Collembola; Entomobryomorpha; Isotomidae
Exons: 5
Coding region: 113-2722 (869 amino acids)
Biological process (GO): protein phosphorylation
Molecular function (GO): GTPase activity; protein kinase activity; ATP binding
Source: RefSeq, a predicted model, not a curated record
UAGGCAACAAACCGACAAUAAAUAAAAUUGCGCAGUUAACUUUGCUGACAGAAUAAAAUUACUCACCUCCGUAAUUUUCAAAUUAAUUUCUCCAGUUGUCCUGAAUCGUAAAAUGGCCUCUUCAUCUAAACAGUCUACUUUUGAGUCACCCUUGAUUUACGAAACCUGCCUGGGUAACGGCUCGUUCGGCAUAGUCAUAAAAGCCUUGGAUUCAUUUUCGACUGCCACCGCAGUAAAGUUUUUAUUCCCAUCCACCGAUCCUAAUGAUUCCAAGCAGCUAGCAAAUAUUUCUCGCGAGUGUGCCAUUUCCCGUACACUAGCACAUCGCAACAUUGUGAAAGUGUUUUCGGUUAUUGACCGUAAAUUUUCCAUGCUCGAACUGGAAAACAUAUUCCCGGAUUCAAUAUUACAAAACGAGGAACAAAAAGCACUAAAAGAUACAUUUCUCGGCAAAGCAAAGCGGGAAGGAGAAAUUUCUGUAAUUCAAAUCCAAAUGGAACUAUGCGGCGAGAACUUACGAAAGUGGCUAAAUUCUCCUGAUUCGAAUAAUAGCCGAAGUCUUAAUAGAGUUCAACUUACGAUCGUACAGAAUCUUGUUUCUGGUUUGGACUAUUUGCACGACAAACAAAUUAUUCACCGAGACUUUAAACCAGAAAAUGUUAUGUUCUCUAAGGCUGGAUUCGUACUUCCGGUAAAAAUUGGCGAUUUUGGGCAUUGUCGAAACAUUCAUUCCGUCAGCAGCAGAACCAAUAAUUUAACAAGUGGGGUGGGGACACAAGACUACAUGGCGCCAGAAGUCUUCACGAACAACUAUGGCUCUCAGGUUGACUUGUAUUCUCUGGGGCUCGUGAUCUGGGAGGUUAUCGAGCCGAUUUCAUCCCGCAAAAGAAAAAACCUUUUUGAUCGCCUCGUGAACGAUAAGGAAGAAAAAUUAGUUCCUAAUUAUCCUAAUUUUCCAGGCGGUGCUCAAAUAAUCAUAAAUUUAACUAAACGAGGGGUUACAGAAAGGCUGCAGAAUAUAAAGCAGGUCAUGACCUUCUUAAAUGAAAUGGAUUCAAACUUCUCAGGCGACACCAGAAGUAAGGAAAGUUUAAUUCUGGACAUAAUUGAUAUGUCUUCCGAACGUAGUCAGAUCGAUGCUAAAAUUAUUGCAUCAACCAUCCGAGGGGAGCCUGUCCAAAUCGUCAACUUUAGACGCUUUCGCAAUCAACGGUCCCAACUCAUCCUGAACAGAAAUAAUCUAGAGGUGAUCCUCCGUCAGGUAGGAAAUACCCCCAUCUGCCUCAUCUCCAUCGCCGGUGCAUCUCGUCGAGGUAAAUCAUUCCUCCUCACCGUCAUUCUAAACGUGCUGGAAUGUUUAUCACGAGGACAAACGGAUUACUGGGACCAUCUCGACCAGAUGAAUAGCUUGAGCGGAUUUCAUUUCAGAAAUGGCAGUGAACCUGACACUGUGGGUUUAUGGUUAUGGUCGAAACCAUUCAUCAUUACGAAAUCGGACCGUACUAAAAUUGCCGUGAUGCUGAUGGACACCAAGGGAAUAUUUGGCGCCUUCCCGAACAAAAGAGACUGGGUCAUGAUUGUCGGUCUCAGCCUCCUCACCUCUUCCUGCCUGAUCUACAACUUAUUCUCCAACAUACAGGAAGACGCGUUGAAAAUACUUCACAAUUUUGUCGAAUUUGGAAUGCUUUAUCUAGAAGAGGAUCCCACUGCGACGAGUGUCUUUCAAAAACUCAUCUUUCUCAUACGGGACUGGGGUUAUCCUAACCAUUGCACUUACGGGCCGCUUGGUGGUUCCAAGUUUCUAGAGGAGCAACUGGCCGUAACUCCCAACAUGCCAUCGGAAAUUAAAAGUGUGAGGCAAACGCUGACCACAUGUUUUGAAGAUAUUUCCUGCUUUCUCAUGCCCAAUCCGGGCGAGGCUGCAAACGAGCAUAACUUUUCCGGAGCUUUGAAUACUCUUAGUAAAGCAUUUCGUGAAAACUUGCGCAUCUUUGUGGACAAUUUGAUUUCAUACGAUGACCUAAAACCAAUCAAAAUCGGGAACAAUAUCAUUGACGGGCCCGGCCUGGCAACUUAUUUUGAAAAAUACAUCCAAGUUUUCAACGGUUGUGGGAAACGACGGUUGUGGGAAACGAUCCCACAACCAAAGUCGCUUUAUCGAGCCAUGGAGGAAGCCAGGUUGCAUUUGUGCGUUACAAAAUGCAGCAACCAGGCCAAGGAGAAAUUGGAAUUGUUACAAAAAUCAUGCGAGUACAUCCCAAGCCAUGAAUUCAAGCUGACUUGCGACAAGUUUCGGAGUGAAGCUGUGACAGAGUUCAUGGCGGAAGGGAACAGGCGUAAAAAUCUAGUGUUGGUCCAACCAUAUCGUGCCAUACUUUUGUCGAAUUUAGAAUCUUUAUUUGAAGAAAGUUUUGCCACAAAUGAGGCAUCCAAGAACGCCAUUCUGAAUCAAAUCGUGGAUACCCACUUCGCACAGUAUAAGUCAAUUUUGGUAGAGAAAACGCGACAAACCCUCCUCGAACAAGACUUGGAUGACAUAUUGAAUUCUGCAGAGAACAGCUUUUUGCUAAAUGUUGCCCAAAGUGUAGGAGGAAGAGAUGCCGAAUUUCAGAGAGAGGCUGAAACCAAGAUUAAAGAGUUAAUGAGCACGGAAAACACAGCAGUGCGACGCCAAAAUUCCGCUACAAUGAGGGAAAUUGAUUUUGCAUAUGCCAAAAUUUAAUCCAAGAAUACCACAGUCUUAUGAUCCUUGGUUUGGGCAACGAUCUAAAAAAUGUCACUAUCGAAAAACUCAUUCAAACUCACAAAACGUGCGAGUCCACUGUCCUUCCCAAAUUCCAAGGUCGCCUCGAACACGAGUCACAAAUAAUCCAUGACCACUUUCGCACUCAAUUCAACUCUGAAAUCAAUCAGGUUCUACGUGAAUAUGAAAAAAUAAUCAGUACAGCUCGAGUCCAAGCUCUACUGAUAAGUAGAGCUUGAUAGUUUUGAUUUGAACGCACUUGUUGUUUUUAUUGUUGUUAGUCCCGUAUGCAAGUGUCAAUAGAGAUCAAUUCAUUACAAAUUGGUUUACACACCCUUAAACGAUUAUAGCUAUAUCUCUGCAAGGCACGUAACUAAUUAUUUUAAUAUGUAUAUUAAAAUAAUUAGUUAAGUUAGUUUCUAUGUGUACAUAGAAAGAAGAAAUUUAGUAACCAAAUCCUGGGCACUAAUCGUAACUCUUUUAAUAUUCAGUGUGAAUAAACCACUUCCAAAAAAACCUCGGGGGAGGCUUGCUUAAAUGAAGAAGACAAGCUUUUAUCAUCCUGCACUAAAAUAAUGUACUAACUAAGUGUUCAUCGCAUGGUCUGCAGCUUCCGGUAAAUAUGCAAGCCAAGAAAUGAUAUGGACCAGUUCUCACCCUUGCUGUACUCAUGCAGUAAAUAAUCCAUAUAUGGAAUUAUACGCAAUUUUAUUUUCUCCCAUUUUCAUAUCGUUUGCCAAGUCGAAACCAAACGUUUUAGAGAUGUAUGAGGUUGGACAACUUUUAUCAUGCAUAUAUCUGUACGAUAAAAGUCAAAUAUCUGUAUGCAUUUGAAUUUUUAUGUCCUGCGUUAUUCUCUAAUAAAUAUAAAGUUGGUAGUUCAAGA